AGUUGGACGACUAUCGAAAUUUCUGGCGGCCCUCCCCCUCCUCCUCUUUAGCUUGCCCCCCAAACGAAAACCUCAAACCAUCAAAAUCUGCUCUCUCAUUCCUCACGAACCAAAAACCAACAAAGAAACAGAAGAAGAAGAAGAAUGGUGCUGUGGGAGAUCACAUUGGGAACCGCCUAUUUCUUGGGUCUGAGACGAACUUAUAGACUCGCCUUGAGGAUUCAGCGCCGCGUCAUUAGCCCUAAGCACCCAAAGAUCCGCGAGUUUGCUCACAGGCGAACUCGUGCCGUGUUUGACGUAGCGGUCAGUGUUCACAAGAACAUACAGCAAAGAGACAUAGAUUUGGGUCGGAACCUUGGGAACUGGAUCCUACGUUGGCUUGAUCGGAUGAAACCAUCAGCUAAUAUUCGAGCUCCGCCUGAACUCAAACUCCCUAAAAAUGGUUCUAGCUCGGGUAUGAGCAUGACGAAGCAGGUAAACUCAUCCCACCAGAAAAAUCCAGGCAACACCCAUAUCAGAAAUCAGGAAUCUGAUAGGCAUAUGUUUUCAUCAAUCACAAAUGGGCUGCCUAAAACCCUCCCUUCAAUUUCCAUGAUGAUGAGAGCAAGAAGGACUUCUGGGACUAUGACUCAGUAUAGGAACUUAUUCACUAACAGACCUGAUGCAUUUAGGCCAGACUACAACCGAGGUAGCUUUGGGGGAGUUAUACGUAAGGAUAUAAUGCAGUGGAUGCAGCAAAAUUGAUAGCGAAAGAUUGUAUUCAAUUUGUGUUCUAGACCAAAGAAUCAUAACAAUCAUGCAUGAGAUUGAAUUACUGGAGCAUAUGAAUUUAGAGGGUGUGUGUUUUGGAUGUAAUAGAGCUCCUCUGAAUCUGAAUUUUGUUUUCUAAAAUCCGCCUCGAGAGCUUUC
Molecule: messenger RNA, 909 nt
Organism: Fragaria vesca subsp. vesca
Lineage: Eukaryota; Viridiplantae; Streptophyta; Magnoliopsida; Rosales; Rosaceae
Exons: 2
Coding region: 145-744 (199 amino acids)
Source: RefSeq, a predicted model, not a curated record